This is a messenger RNA of Symbiodinium sp. CCMP2456, 1464 nucleotides long. The record is from the annotation of a GenBank genome assembly. NCBI's taxonomy places the organism in Eukaryota, Dinophyceae, Suessiales, Symbiodiniaceae.
AUGGCCGCUUCUCCACAGGCCCCCCGUGCCGAAUCAGCGCGAUUGUCGAAUGGUGGUGCAGGUCGAGAGAAAGAUGCGAGUUCCGCGCACGGGAGAGAAUACAUUCGCUUUGAAGUCGUUGACUUUCACUGCAAGGCACUUUCAAAGGUCGUGCCGGCGCGGCACAGAGACGUCAAAGUCUACAUGUACUCUGGUGCCCUAGCAUAUGGAGCAAACCAGGAGGUGAUGUUGCUCCCAGAUGAAAUAGCUGCUGCCGGCUGCCCAAAUGCCAAGCUCGUCCCAGAUUGGUCGACUGAACAGGUUCUGCCAUGGGCGUGCCGGCCGUCGAAAAACAUAGUCGUGAAGCGCGUUUACUGCGAAAUGGAGGGCAUGAAGCUGGGGCCCCGCUCCCUUUGCGGCCGAAUGCUGGCCGAACUGAAAAGCUUUGACGGCAAAGGCUAUGAGCUCCUGGCAGGCGGCGAGCUCGAGUUCGUCAUGGCUAAAUGCAAAGAUGGAUCCGGCGAAGUCUGGGAACCGAUGUUCAACGGCCCUGAAAUCUUCACUACCCUCCAGUCAUGCAAAGCCAUCGAUUUCUGCUACGACAUGGAAAGGCACAUGGAGUCCGUGGGGGUGGAUAUCCUCACGAUGAACACCGAAUACGGCAAAGGCCAGCUCGAGAUCACGUUCGCACCAAAGUUUGGCAUUGAGGCUCCCGACAUGACUGCUACCUUCCGAACGGGGACAAAAGAGAUGGCCCAAGACCUCGGCCUUCGUGCGACGUUCAUGGCCAAACCUUUCGGAGUCAGCGGAGUCGGGAAUGGUGGACACAUGAACUUCUCAAUCUGGAUGCCUGGUGGUGUCAGAGGCAGCGAUCCAAAUGAUGUCGUUUCGAGGGUCACCUCGGGGAAGCUGAAUGCUUUCCACUCCUCUGAAGAUGCCAAAGGGUUGUCGCCGGCGGCACGAUCGUUUUUGGCAGGCAUUCUGGCCCAUGCCCCAGCGCUGGAAGCGCUUUGCUCGCCCACGCCGCCCUGUUACUGCCGUCACGGCAACUGGGCGCCCACCGUGGCGAACUGGGGUUUCGACGAUCGAACUGCCUGUGUGCGAGUGAAAGCUGACCGGCGGGGCCCACAAGGGAGCUGCUACAUGGAGCUGCGAAUGCCUUCUGCGGCAGCAAACCCGUAUUUGGUACUCGCAGGUCUUGUGGCCAGCGGUUUGGAUGGGCUUCAGCAGGGUUUGGACCUGCCUCCUGAACGUCAGACGAAGGCAGACGGCGCUGCGGCGCUGCCUACCGCCUUGGAUGAAGCCUUGCGAGCCUUCGAAGCUGACAGCUACCUGGUUUCUAAGCUUGGCCAGCGCUUUGUGCGAUGGUACGUGGAUGUGAAGCGUGCUGAGCUAAAGUUUAUCGAGGAACGCCUGAAGGGUACUUCAAGCACGGACGAGGACGUCAGUGCUGCUUGGCAGGCACUGUAUUUCGAAUUCGUUUGA